Glycine soja is the source of this 3170-nucleotide messenger RNA. RefSeq names its product G-type lectin S-receptor-like serine/threonine-protein kinase At4g27290. Gene Ontology annotation, biological process: protein phosphorylation; recognition of pollen. The coding region runs from base 154 to 2607 and encodes 817 amino acids. NCBI's taxonomy places the organism in Eukaryota, Viridiplantae, Streptophyta, Magnoliopsida, Fabales, Fabaceae. Gene Ontology annotation, molecular function: protein serine/threonine kinase activity; ATP binding. The record is from RefSeq and is a predicted model, not a curated record. The transcript is spliced from 8 exons.
UUAGAGAAUAACCCCAAUUCGACUCCAUUAUUGCUUAUGCAUUACUUUGGUUUGCUUAGUAAAUUUUGUUACUCCUAUAUAUAUUCUGUGGUUUAAGUUUUCUUAGUCUUCAGCAUGGCUGUUUUAAGAUCUAACUGUGAAGCUUAGGACUCAAUGAAGUUUAUUCUUUUUCUGAUGAGUAUCAUAGUUUAUAUACUGUUUUUCUCAUCUCUCAUAGUUUUCACAGCAGGAGAAACUUCAUCCAUCACACAAUCCCAGUCCCUCAGUUACGGAAAGACCCUAGUUUCCCCAAGUGGAAUCUUCGAACUCGGUUUCUUCAAUCUUGGAAAUCCGAACAAAAUCUACCUUGGGAUUUGGUACAAGAAUAUUCCACUUCAGAACAUGGUUUGGGUUGCAAACAGUAGCAUCCCAAUAAAGGAUUCUUCUCCAAUUUUGAAGCUAGACAGUUCUGGCAAUUUGGUCCUUACACACAACAACACUAUUGUUUGGAGCACAAGUUCUCCAGAAAGGGUGUGGAAUCCGGUGGCAGAGCUCUUGGAUUCUGGCAAUCUUGUGAUAAGAGAUGAGAAUGGAGCAAAGGAAGAUGCAUAUCUGUGGCAAAGUUUUGAUUACCCUUCUAAUACUAUGCUGCCAGGAAUGAAGAUUGGAUGGGACCUCAAAAGAAAUCUUAGUACUUGCCUGGUAGCUUGGAAGAGUGAUGAUGAUCCAACCCAAGGAGACUUAUCUUUAGGCAUUACCCUGCACCCUUAUCCUGAGGUCUAUAUGAUGAAUGGAACAAAAAAGUACCAUAGACUUGGACCAUGGAAUGGCUUGCGUUUCAGUGGCAUGCCACUUAUGAAGCCUAAUAACCCCAUUUACCAUUACGAGUUUGUCUCCAACCAGGAAGAGGUUUAUUACAGAUGGAGCCUAAAGCAGACUGGUUCAAUAUCAAAAGUGGUACUUAACCAAGCCACACUAGAACGUCGUCUUUAUGUAUGGUCAGGGAAAUCAUGGAUUUUAUAUUCAACGAUGCCACAAGACAACUGUGACCAUUAUGGAUUUUGUGGAGCCAAUACAUAUUGCACCACUUCUGUAUUACCAAUGUGUCAAUGUUUAAAUGGGUUCAAGCCUAAGUCUCCUGAGGAAUGGAACUCAAUGGACUGGUCUGAAGGAUGUGUCCAGAAACAUCCACUUAGCUGCCGAGAUAAGCUCAGUGAUGGGUUUGUACCUGUGGAUGGCUUGAAAGUGCCGGAUACUAAAGAUACAUUUGUGGAUGAGACCAUUGAUCUAAAACAAUGCAGAACCAAGUGCUUGAAUAAUUGUUCCUGCAUGGCAUAUACCAAUUCAAAUAUAAGUGGAGCAGGCAGUGGCUGUGUUAUGUGGUUUGGUGAUUUAUUUGACAUCAAACUGUAUCCAGUUCCAGAGAAUGGGCAGAGUCUAUAUAUAAGGUUGCCUGCGUCAGAAUUAGAGUCUAUCAGGCACAAGAGGAACUCUAAAAUAAUAAUUGUAACCUCCGUUGCUGCAACUUUAGUAGUGACGCUUGCUAUUUAUUUCGUCUGCAGAAGGAAAUUUGCCGAUAAGUCAAAGACAAAAGAGAACAUUGAAAGUCACAUAGAUGACAUGGAUGUGCCAUUGUUUGAUCUGCUAACUAUCAUUACUGCCACCAACAAUUUUUCGUUGAAUAAUAAGAUUGGACAAGGUGGUUUUGGACCUGUAUAUAAGGGAGAAUUAGUGGAUAGGCGACAAAUUGCUGUCAAGAGACUAUCAACUAGCUCUGGACAAGGAAUAAAUGAGUUCACAACAGAAGUAAAACUGAUUGCAAAGCUUCAACACCGAAAUCUUGUAAAGCUCCUUGGCUGUUGCUUUCAAGAACAAGAAAAAUUACUAAUAUAUGAAUACAUGGUUAAUGGCAGCCUAGACACCUUCAUUUUUGAUCAAGUGAAAGGUAAAUUACUGGAUUGGCCCCGGCGCUUCCACGUAAUAUUUGGAAUUGCUAGAGGACUUUUGUAUCUCCAUCAAGAUUCCCGAUUAAGGAUUAUUCAUAGAGAUCUCAAAGCAAGUAAUGUUUUACUUGAUGAAAAUUUAAAUCCAAAAAUAUCAGAUUUUGGAACGGCAAGAGCUUUUGGAGGAGACCAAACUGAAGGAAACACAAAAAGAGUAGUUGGGACUUAUGGAUACAUGGCCCCAGAAUAUGCUGUUGCUGGACUAUUUUCAAUCAAAUCGGACGUUUUCAGCUUUGGCAUUUUAUUGUUGGAGAUUGUAUGUGGGAUAAAAAAUAAAGCUCUUUGUGAUGGAAACCAGACUAAUAGCCUUGUUGGUUAUGCAUGGACACUUUGGAAAGAGAAAAAUGCUUUACAGUUGAUUGACUCAAGCAUAAAGGACUCGUGUGUUAUCCCAGAAGUACUGCGAUGCAUCCAUGUUAGUCUCUUGUGCUUGCAACAAUACCCUGGGGAUAGACCAACCAUGACAUCAGUAAUUCAAAUGUUAGGGAGUGAGAUGGAACUGGUUGAGCCAAAAGAGCUUGGUUUCUUUCAAAGCAGGACUUUGGAUGAAGGAAAAUUAAGCUUUAAUCUAGACCUAAUGACUUCAAAUGAUGAGUUAACCAUUACCUCAUUAAAUGGCCGGUGAAAGUUAUUGAGCCAGCUGAAAAUAUUGCACUGACGCACAAUUUGAUUGCAAGUUCUUAAAGUGAUAUUAUUUCUUUUCCAUGGGCAAACAACUGAUAUUAAUAGCAUAAAAGUUGCAUGUUGUGGUAAAGGAUUCACUGUCCCUGCCGAUUGCAUCACUACAUAGUAGAACCUUAGCCACGAAUUACAUGUUAGUCUGUUACUGGUGACUGGAGGAUAGGCCUAACAUGAUGCUAGAAGCUGAAUUAACAAAAAAAAUACGAUAAGAAGAUAAGUGAAACAAGUCACUGGCAUUGAUCAACACCGAAACAAUUCUGCCACUGCAAGGUGAUGGAAGUACAAUUUCAGGACGUCACAAUGAUAGUGAAAGCUGCUAUGAUAAUUCAUAUAUUUUAAUAUCCUUUUUGCUAAAGUUUGUAUUGAUGUGUUUUAUUCGGAGUAAGCAAUAAUGUAGUAAUUCUAAUGUUUUAGUUUUCUUUGUUCUUAUAGUUUUUCACUCUCAGCCGUGAGUGACUAAACUCUGUAAUCAAUCUUUGGAUUUUAAUAUCAUGUGUGUUGACUUGA